Messenger RNA from Spodoptera littoralis (African cotton leafworm), 1263 nucleotides. NCBI's taxonomy places the organism in Eukaryota, Metazoa, Arthropoda, Insecta, Lepidoptera, Noctuidae. The record is from the annotation of a GenBank genome assembly.
AUGCUGGUCAAUUGCUGUGAUUAUUGUUGUGAGGAUGCGGGGCGGGGGGAAGGUAGGGUGCGUCGCGCAGGCGUGCUUCAGUCGCCCGCGCGACCCCGCUGCCGCCGGCCGCGCGCCAUGGACGAAGGAAGAGCGCGCGAUCGCGCUCCACUCACGGUUAUAGUCGCCCCGAGCAACGCCUCACCACCCAGACUGUCACCUGCGGACCUGCUGCCCGAUGGGGACGCGGCGUUUCACCCUCUGUCCGCAGUGAACGGGCGCCUGACCCCGCCGGGGCUCGAGCCAGCAUCGUACGCGACGCUUACCCCUCUGCUCCCGCUGCCGCCGAUCAGCACUGUCUCGGACAAGUUCGCGUACCACGCCGGGGGCACGUUCACAGUAAUCCAGCAGCAGCAGUCGUACGCGUCCCUCUCACCGACUGCUUACAAUGAGCCGCUGUCACCACAGUCAGCGUACAGCAGGCGGAGUGCAUCGCCGAACUCAUUCGAAAGGCGAUCCCCCACGCCGCCAUUACCGAGUCCAGGGCUGGACUUGAACGCGGCGUUGCUUGCCAGGGAGGAGCAGCAAGCGCAACAACAGCAACAAGCUCAGACAGAUACAGAAGAAAUAAAUACAAAAGAAUUAGCUCAGAGGAUAAGUGGGGAACUGAAGAGGUACUCGAUCCCUCAGGCAAUAUUUGCUCAGAGGGUGCUGUGUAGGUCCCAGGGGACGCUGAGUGACCUGCUGAGGAACCCGAAGCCCUGGUCGAAGCUCAAGUCUGGAAGGGAGACGUUUAGGAGGAUGUGGAAAUGGCUUCAGGAGCCGGAGUUCCAGAGGAUGUCGGCACUGAGGCUGGCAGCGGCCCAGAUCCCACAGAGAGGCAGUGAGUAUCUUGAACCUUAUCCUAACAGCAUUAAAGGAGACAGCCGCAUAUGUUGCAAGCGCAAGGAGGAUUUGGGUUCGGAUAUGGCUUCCCCGAAGAAACCGCGUUUGGUUUUCACAGACCUCCAGCGGCGUACUCUACAGGCUAUUUUUAAGGAAACAAAAAGACCAUCAAAAGAGAUGCAAGUAACAAUAGCGAGACAAUUAGGACUAGAGCCUACGACAGUGGGCAACUUCUUCAUGAACGCGAGAAGACGGUCGAUGGACAAGUGGAAGGAUGACGACGCGCCAAACACAGAUCUCGACCAGCAGUGUGAACCUCAUGACCUGGACAGGGUUCCUAGUCUUGAUUCAGCAGAAUCUGAGGAAGACCACGAUGACCACGAUGACCAUCUUUUGUGA